AUGGCUAGUUUGUUGGCUGGUAAACCAGAGUGUGAAUGGUCAAUGGUCUACAACUCUAUUGGUUUGGACACUGGAGGUCUAUGCAUCACGCGGAUCCAGCAUGUAGAUUCAUGUGAGGAAGAGCGAAUUCGGUCGCUGUGGCUCCGCAGCAAAGGCUCAUGUGCUCCUUUCGUCCUCGAUUUAUUUUCUCUCUAUAUAUAUCUCAUUGAUGCUGCUGUUGCGCUGGCCUCCACUAGCACAAAUUGGGGAAGGCAUCGCCGAGUGCAAGCUGCUGCCUUGGUUUGUCGCCAAGAUCCAUCUGAAAUGUCACUUUGCCAGUCUGCCAUAUUCUAA
This is a messenger RNA of Miscanthus lutarioriparius, 333 nucleotides long. The record is from the annotation of a GenBank genome assembly. Lineage: Eukaryota; Viridiplantae; Streptophyta; Magnoliopsida; Poales; Poaceae.